Molecule: messenger RNA, 522 nt
Organism: Diplodia corticola
Lineage: Eukaryota; Fungi; Ascomycota; Dothideomycetes; Botryosphaeriales; Botryosphaeriaceae
Exons: 2
Coding region: 1-522 (173 amino acids)
Source: RefSeq, a predicted model, not a curated record
AUGACACUACAACAACUCAAAGGCAGCCUUUGGCCACCAUCAAUACCCCAGUACACAAAACUGCCAGAAUACAAGGACCUACCAGCCAUGGACAACGAACAGCAUUCCCCACCUCAAGCGACAGCACCCACAGUACACAAAGUCAUCAUGUUCUGCCGGAUCACGCUCGCUACGCUCUGCGCUAUCGCUCUCAUCGUCUUUGAAGUCGUCGAUUACCGUGGUCGCAAAAUCAUCGAGACCGAGCUCGGAUCUAUUACGAAGAACGUCGCUACAACUCUUUGUCACGACCUUAUCACCAUCGCUACACUCUGCGUGAUCACACUCAUCACAUUCGAAGUCGUCGACUAUCAAAACAAGAAACUUAUCGAAACCGAACUCGGGUCUAUCGCCAAAAACGUCGCUACAAGCCUAGGCCAUGACCUAGUCAUGGCACUCUUGGAGGAAUUCAUGCGCACGAAUGGCAUGGGAGUUCCACGGAGAUUCCUUUCAUUGAUCGCGGGACCUUUAAUGUCUACCGGUUAA